Molecule: messenger RNA, 1506 nt
Organism: Colletotrichum graminicola M1.001
Lineage: Eukaryota; Fungi; Ascomycota; Sordariomycetes; Glomerellales; Glomerellaceae
Product: major facilitator superfamily transporter
Exons: 4
Coding region: 1-1506 (501 amino acids)
Biological process (GO): transmembrane transport
Cellular component (GO): membrane
Molecular function (GO): transmembrane transporter activity
Source: RefSeq, a predicted model, not a curated record
AUGGGGUCAGAGCAUGAAUACGCAUCCUCGUCUGCCAAAGGAGGGACGAUGGAUGAUUCGCUCUCGGACGAGCAUAAUUCGACAGCCAUCGCAAAGAAGAAGGCACCAUGGUGGGCGUACAUAUGGGAUUACGAGCCCGAUCGCUCCCCAGAGGAACGCGCUUUCAUUCAGAAGCUCGACGUCUUUCUGAUCACAAUGCUGAGCUUCGGCUAUUUCAUCAAGAAUCUUGAUCAGACAAACAUUAGCAACGCAUUUGUCAGCGGCAUGAAGGAAGACCUUCAUAUGAAUGGCAACGAAAUCAACCUCAUCGACACAGCCUGGACCGUCGGCUACGUGGUGGGUCAAAUCCCCUCGCAGAUCGUCCUCACAAAGGUGCGACCAUCCAUUUGGGUGCCCUCUUGUGAGCUGCUCUGGACAGUCUUGACUUUCUGUCUGGCGGCUGCGAAGACUUCGAAUCACGUUAUUGCCAUCCGUUUCUUCGUCGGUUUGGCGGAGUCCAUCUUCUAUCCGGCCGCUCACACGAUCCUGGGAUCGUGGUACAAGCCGUCUGAGCUGGGCAAGAGGGCCUGCAUUUUCCACGCUUCUUCGGCUGCGGCCAGCAUGUUUUCAGGCUAUCUCCAAGCUGGCGUCUACCGUGGCCUCAACGGUGUACAUGGGCUUACUGGUUGGAAGUGGUUAUUUAUCAUGGACGGAGUCAUCAGCUUGCCCAUCUGCAUUGCGGGGUUCUUCUUUCUACCAGAUCUCCCGGAGAACACAAGGGCAUUCUACCUUAACGAGAAUGACCGGGAGUUAGCUCGCAAGCGUAUGGCCAGCGUCGGCCGUGCUCCUCGGACAAAGCUGGGACGAUCUGCUUUCAAAAGGAUCUUUGGAAGAUGGCACGUCUACUUGUUGUCGAUUCUUUACAUCAUCUUCAUCAACAUCGGCCCGUCGAGCAGUGUCAACCCCUUUUCGCUCUGGCUGAAGUCAAGGGGCGAGAGUGUGGAAAAGAUUAACAUCAUUCCUACAGCGGCCUCUGCGGUCCAGCUGGUUCUCACCGUCUCCUUUGCUAUCAUAUCUGAUGCAAUUCGUCAUCGUGCUAGCAUCAUGUCUAUUUCCACUUUUCUUGGCGGCUUUGCAGCCUUGAUUCUUGCCAUCUGGAACGUCCCGGACGGCUUGAAGUGGUUUGCCUUUUUGCUGCAGCGCGCUUCAGUGCCGUAUGGACCGCUCAGCAUGAGCUGGACAAACGAAAUUUGCGGUGCUGAUGCCGAGGAGCGCGCCAUCGUCAUUGGCAUCAUGAACUCGUUGGGUUACGCGUUCAACGCCUGGGUACCAAUCCUGACGUAUCCUCAAGUUGACGCUCCAACCUUCAAAAAGGGCUUCAUCUUCUCGACAGCUGCCUUUGGUGCUCAAGCUGCUAUCACAGCCUCGGUGGCCUACCUCUACAAGCGAGACAAGAAGAAGCAGGGGAUCGCCAAGAGAGACGAAGAAGGUGUCACUGCUCCUGCUUCGGUCCCCGAUUUGAAUUGA